UUAAAUGUGUUGUCAAAGACCACGAGGGCAAAGAGAACUACACCAACAAUCCAAAUGAAUAGUUUGUUGAUACGGGUUUACAUGUCAUGUGUUUUGGUAGAGAGUUUCUAUUACUUACAAGUCUCUUGGAUGUAAAAACUACUUAUAGGAGACCAAAUCUCUUCCGAUGUGAUUGGGUAAUGCGUUUCUUCAAUUUUCAUCAAAAAAUAUUCUCACCCUUUACCGUUCUAGACAUCCAACGAAACUAAACUUGGUGACGGGUUUACUUCUGGUAAACCAUUUAUGAGUUGAGAAAAGUUAUGUCGACCAAGCAUUUAAAAAUUUGAAAAAUGAAGUUGGGAUUGAAUAAGGAUAUAUUUAGAUGGAGAGAGAAGAAAAAUGGAAGCGAAAUAGAAAAUGUGAAAGGAAAAUGAAAAAAGUAAAAAAAGAAAGUGGAGUGACUCAAUCUAUAAAUAUGUGAGAGACGGCUGCAAUUCAUAUCAUUGAUCAUUCCAUUUCAUUUGAAUUGUGUAUAUGCGUGUGAUGGCGACUGCGAAAUCGUCCCGUUUCGCGAGCAGCAACAACCGUCAGUCCGGCCCCGGCGUGGGAAGCUCCAUCGCGGCGGCAUUGCUCAUCUCCCCCAAGAAGCCUGAAUCAACUCAAGGAGGAAUGCGAUUCCUCAACAUCGAGGUGCUCGACGACACCGCCCUCAUCGACACCUCCAUCUUCUCCAAGAAAACUACUCGCCCUCGCAAGGAUUGGAAAAUCAAGAACAUCAAGAAAGCCUCUUCCUACUCCUAUUCCAGGGCGGAGAUGCUCUCUCUCAAUCUCCACCACCCUCACUCUAACAAGUGGUCCCAGAUUUACCACGCCCUCCCCGCCUCCGUCGCCGCCGAGUACGACCAGCUCCUCGCCUUCUCUCCUCGCCCCAUCUUCUCCAACGAUGGUGGUGUGACUGCAAUCGGGAAAAGAAGAAGCCCUCUCAAGAUCUCUGUGCAUUGAAUUUUUUAGCUUCUUUGAAAUUGCAUGUUAUCAUUGUUUUCAAAUUUAGACCAUUAUGACUACUGUUGACUAUCAGUCGCCUAUAUGCAAGUAAUACAUUUCUGUUCCA
Molecule: messenger RNA, 1090 nt
Organism: Salvia hispanica
Lineage: Eukaryota; Viridiplantae; Streptophyta; Magnoliopsida; Lamiales; Lamiaceae
Source: RefSeq, a predicted model, not a curated record